This is a messenger RNA of Misgurnus anguillicaudatus (oriental weatherfish), 2613 nucleotides long. The record is from RefSeq and is a predicted model, not a curated record. Lineage: Eukaryota; Metazoa; Chordata; Actinopteri; Cypriniformes; Cobitidae.
UAUAAAUGUUUUUUAUUACUUGCACCCUAGAAUUUAGUCUACCCCACGACCUCAGUGUUAUUGAUCGUUAUGAAGGCGAUACGUUGUCGUUAAGCGUCUUAAUAGUGGGAUUAUGCUAGGAGAUUGAUUCAAAUGGUCUAUCUAUGAGGCUGUGGAUUCAUUGUGAGAAUAAUGCAGGCGGAACAGGAUUAGACUGCCUAACUGCAAUCAUCCUGCUGACAUUUUCGUUCCCCAUCACUGCACUCCUCACAUUGUAUGUGUGGCAACAACAUGUCUGUACCGUUGCUAGCAGAAGCUGUGACUUUGUCUGGGACAGAGAAGGAGACAGCUGUGGUGAUCUUCCUUCAUGGGUUGGGUGACACAGGACACGGUUGGGCCGAUGCCAUGACGUCUAUUCGGGUGCCGUAUGUCAAAUACAUCUGCCCACAUGCGCCGCGAAUCCCAGUGACGCUCAACAUGAAGAUGACCAUGCCUUCAUGGUUUGAUUUGAUGGGUUUAAGCCCAGACGCACCAGAAGAUGAAGCAGGGAUUAAGAGAGCAGCAGAGAACAUAAAGGCCAUUAUCGAUCACGAGGUAAAGAAUGGGAUACCAUCCAAUCGUAUUAUUCUUGGUGGCUUCUCUCAGGGUGGAGCGCUCUCUCUCUAUACGGCUCUGACCUGUCAGCAGAAACUAGCAGGCGUUGUUGGGCUUAGCUGUUGGCUUCCACUUCACAAGUCCUUUCCACAGAGUGCAAGUGGAAGCGCAAACAAGGAAACUCCUAUUCUGCAGUGUCAUGGGGAGAGUGAUUCCAUGAUCCCGGUGCAGUUUGGGGCCUUGACGGCAGAGAAGCUCAAAACCUUUAUCUCUCCAGGGAAAAUAACCUUCCGGACCUAUCCAGGUCUCACGCAUAGCUCUUGUCCUCAGGAGAUGCUUGCUGUCAAGGAAUUCAUUGAAAAGCAGCUGCCCCGAAUCUGACCUCAUCCUAUCCCACUGUGACCUUCAGACACUGACCUCUCACCUCCGACCUGCCAUUCCCUCACAGGAAACAGCCAUGAUGCCCUACAACACGCACACACACUCAUGCAUGAACGUUCAGUUGUAUAUACUGUGAACAUGCAUAUAAUGUCAUCUCACACCUUUGUUUGUAAUUUAAGUCAAUGGACAUUCAUUAAAAAUCUCAAGUGUUAUUACUAAUAUAUGCGACACAUUUGUCAUUGCACAUGACACACAGUACAAUUAUAUUUAACCUUAGCCUUUUUUAAAGGGAGACUUAUAUUCAUUUUACAUUCCCAUGGAUAUUUUCCAACCCUCUCUCUUUCCCAUUCAUUACCCCUUUGCUUUUAUUCUUUUUCUAUUCCCGUUAAGAAGGUAUUGUUUUACUAAACAGCUCUGUAACACUGGAGAGAUGCUGAAAGUUAUUCAAAGGUCGGUGCCGUCUGGAGUGACUUGCGUCGCAGUGCUCUGCAUGCUGGUCCCAUUAUGCAAUGCGGUUAAUCAAAAACUCCUACUUGUGUUACCUUUUUAAAAACUACAAAUAAACCAAGCAAAUGCCCAAAUAAACUCCUUAAAUCAAUCUGAUCUUCCAGUAUGCUUUGUUCUUCUAAAACAAUUGGUGAUUUAAAAUCAGGUUUGUGCCAUAUUUAUCAAAUCUUCUGCUAAGAAUUGUAUCAAGUCUAUCUGCUCAGUUUUAUAAUGCAAUGUAUAUACUAAUUGAAAGUAAAUUCAUUUUGUUAGGUGAACUUUAACUGUGUCAGUGCUCAUAAUUUGAUUUUUGGAGUGUAUUAUUAUAUUAAAAUUGGUGCGUCACUCCAGACGGUACUAAUGAUGGAUGUUUUGCCUUCCCAAUUUUCUCUGAUUCCCUUUCCACUUUAGCCAUAUCACCCAUGUGACCAAACACCUUUAAGUGUUCUGGGGUCUCAGAUUGCAUAUGUAUAUACACUUCAGGUUCUGUAUUAUGUUAAAGUAUUGUUUACUGACAAUAACUAUUAAUUAAGGGUGAAAGGUCACAGUUAUGCAGCAGUGCUAUAGGAAAAUAUGGAGGACUGGCUUUCAGACAUUAAGAAACAAAGUUAAAACAUUUAUUAACGAUUACAAUUAAAAAGUGAAUUUGCAAAUAAGGAUACAGUAAUUUUUCCUCAUAGUUUGCUUGUAUACAUUUAAAAAAUGGUUUGUGUGAUAUCUAAACCAGUUGUUUGCGAACUAGUGAAUGUUACUUUUUUACCUAAAUAGGCGCUGAUUAAUACAUCAUUUCGAUGGUAUUUUAUUGCAUCUUUUUUUUAGCUCUUAAUGGAUUUAUUUCACUUUAGUAUUAGCUGAUACAAUCCUUUCUUUUAAAGUUGGCACAGUUCGUUAUGAUUCGUUAGUAUCCUUUCUCAGCUUAAUAGUUUUUUUUAAUGCCCCGUGGCUUGAAUGUUUAUUGUAUCAAUUAUGGGCAUGCCAGGCACAAGUUGCUUUGCAGAAACUGGCAAUAUGUUUGGGUUUAACAGUGAACUUAUCAGAUUUUUCCCACAUGAGUUGUAAUUUGUUUGUUUUUAUUGUAUCGUUUUUGCUCAUUUAAAAAAACAGCCGUGUUCUGUUUGUCGUUGUCUUAUUAUUUGAAAAAAAUAAAUGUUUUUUGAUGUGUUACAAAGCUGA